UCCAUUCCUUUCCAUUGCUAAAAAAAAAAACUCAACUUCUCCCUAUCUUUCCUCAAACCGAUACUCUCCCUUUUCUCUCUCACUCUCAUUUACAAAAACCUUAGCUUUCUUCAUAAACUUGUGGGAAAAGUUGCAUGUUUUUAACUGCCAAUUUCCUCUCCUGUUUUUUAGCAUUCAAGUGUGUUAUCAGAAACUAGCAAUGGGUGACUCACCAAACUCCGAAACUGGGUCAAGCACCCUGACCAACAACUCUUCUUCUUUGUUUCCGACUUCAUUAUCAUCGUUCGAUGGUAAAAAGAGAACUCCCGUUUCGAAGAGUGAAAAGCGUCCGAGGGAUAGUAGCAUCACCAAGCACCCGGUUUACCGGGGGGUCCGAAUGCGAGCGUGGGGAAAAUGGGUAUCCGAAAUCCGAGAGCCCCGGAAGAAGAGCCGAAUCUGGUUAGGCACUUUCUCCACUCCCGAAAUGGCGGCACGUGCACACGACGUCGCCGCGUUAAGCAUCAAAGGCAAUCCGGCCAUCCUGAACUUCCCAGAACUCGCCGACUCGUUGCCGCGGCCGGCUUCCAACUCGCCACGUGACGUCCAAGCCGCUGCCGUUAAAGCGGCCUCAAUGGAGUUGUCAAGUAAUACUACGUCGUCGUCGGCUUCGACAUCGUCAUCGUCAUUGAACACGGAUAACGUGUCGACACCGGAGGAGCUGAGCCAGAUAGUGGAACUGCCGAGUUUAGGGACGAGUUACGAAUCAGUGGAGUUAGGGACUGAUUUCGUGUACCCGAUUGACGGAUGGCUACUGAAUCCCAAUAGCAUGCCUUGGUAUUACGAAGAAAAUAAUGGGUAUUUUGGAGAUGAAAUUUCUAUGCAAACUCUAAUCACUAAUGUGUUUGGUCCUUUACCAUUGAAUCAUUAAUGGAUAAUCUUAAAAAAUUAGUGUGCUUU
Hibiscus syriacus is the source of this 936-nucleotide messenger RNA. Its product is annotated as ethylene-responsive transcription factor TINY-like. The coding region runs from base 200 to 907 and encodes 235 amino acids. The record is from RefSeq and is a predicted model, not a curated record. Gene Ontology annotation, biological process: regulation of DNA-templated transcription. Lineage: Eukaryota; Viridiplantae; Streptophyta; Magnoliopsida; Malvales; Malvaceae. The transcript has a single exon. Gene Ontology annotation, molecular function: DNA-binding transcription factor activity; DNA binding.